This is a messenger RNA of Suillus discolor, 1923 nucleotides long. RefSeq lists its product as uncharacterized. Lineage: Eukaryota; Fungi; Basidiomycota; Agaricomycetes; Boletales; Suillaceae. The record is from RefSeq and is a predicted model, not a curated record. Bases 1 to 1923 code for a protein of 640 amino acids. The transcript is spliced from 9 exons.
AUGCCCCCCAAAGCCUCACAAGAAGUGUCCACGUGUCAGACUCGUCCAUCAAAUGCAAAUGCUCAUCCUGGUAGGCCUGUUCUGGAGGCUGAAGCUGAGGAGCAGCUCCAGAAUGCAAAGGGAAAACCUCGUACCAAGACUUCAAAAGUUGCUAAUACCCCAUAUGCAAAUGAAAGCCCUGAAGAGAGGAAUGCCCGUAUUCAAAAGGUUGCUGAACGAAUUGCAGGAAUUGAAGACGGCAUGGAGACUCUUGAAGCCAAAAUGCAUGAAAGCAAGCCAAAACCUAUUCAGCCCCAUCCUUGUCCUACAGGCAAAGGCAACAAAGUGUCUAUGAAGGACACCGCAAGUGAGGACACGCUUCUCAGAGACAGUGAGAUUGAUGAGGCUGAUAGAAAAAGUGGCAAGGAAAAGAAGCAGGAAAAGACGAUGUUACUGAAGGAAGCCAUCAGAAAUGCCCGUUCCGGAUUGAAGGCUGCUUUGGAUGCAUGUGCCAUCAGUAACAAUAAAGACAACAAUGUGGCAUUAUUGACGACUGAAAAAUCGUCACUCAACAGUUUUAUCGAUGGCUGGGUCAACAAUGUCCCACCACAAGCUGACCCAAAGUCCAAUACAACCAGUCUCAAAUUGAACACCUAUUCUGCAUCUCAAGCUGCUUCCACUCCGCCCUCAUCAGUGUUGUCCACCACUAGUACUAACACUAGUUCUAAGACCAAAUCUGCGGCCAUUGAUAAGAAGCAGCCAACCAAACUCAACAUAUUCUCUGAAUCUACCGAUGAUGUCCUGAUGGUUAGCAAUGAUAGCCUUGAUGGCUCUGAUGUUUUGGAACGGCAUCCAGUUGCACUUCAGAAGAAAGGGAGAUGGGCAGUUAGAAAGUCUACUGUAAUCAUUCCUGCUAGUGAGAGUGACUCUGAGCCGGAGCAGAUAACUUAUUUUGCAGAGUCUGGUGGUGUCAAGCAUAAGGCUUUGGAUGAUGUUGCAGAUUUUGUUGACGAGACUGCAUCCGAGGCCACGGAUGAUUCUGACAUUUUGAUUGAUGAUUCGCAGGAAAUGACAGGCCUCUUGUCCGAGGCCAUCAUUGACUCGGAGAAGAAGGAAUAUGCCCCUCGCAAGACUACAUCAAGUGCUACCCCUCCCCCAUCAAAAAAGUUGAAGAAAGAGCGCUCCAGAGCCUCCAAGGUUACUGACAAUGAUGAUCUCAUGCCUCCACCCUCCACUCAGGUCCCAGCAGGCUAUUAUGACGAUGUUGUGCCUCCACCCUCCACUCAGGUCCUGGCAGGCUAUUAUGAUGAUGUUGUGCCUCCCCCAGCGCCCAAGUCCCAUCAAAUGCCGGGAAGACUGCUGCACAGGAGGUCAUCAAGCCCUGUGGUCAAUAUCGCAACAACGAUCUUUCCGUUGUCGUGCACUGCCUAUCCGCUAUACUUGUGGGACAACGGCGGCCGAAGGCGUGGGAAAGAUGCGGCUGCAAAGCGGCCGAUGCGCGAGGGUUUCGGAUGCCAAGGCCAAAAAGUGACCUUCCAUAACCCCCAAUAUCAUCUUCCCAUUGAAGUUCUCGAGGCGUCUAAACUACCGAUUGAUCAUCCAGACUUUGAAAUGGCUGAGGCAUGUCCACCCUGCCAGCUCUUUACCAACAAACUCAAGCGCAAGUCUCGCAACUUCAAUGAAGAUGUUCCUCCGACCGACUCGCUUGGUGCCAAAUGUGCAAAGAUUGAUGCCGGCGCAUCUGAGGGUGAGAAAAGUACUACGGACACUGGCUCCCACAAGAACAUAGCCUUCCAUGCUCGAGAGGUGCGCGAAUGCAGGGAGAGAGACAGCAAGCAAUGCCUGGCUUCGAAGGAUGGCCUGCACGCUGGGGCAUUUGUUGUGGAGAGGGACGUUGUUUGGCAGGCAAUGGGCCCUGUGUGUCAUUCAUACAGCCUUCCUUAA